AUGGAGCUGCAGGAUUUCCACCACCCGUUUACCCUGUAUGACAUCCAGCUUCAGUUUAUGCGGGCCCUGUAUGGCUGCUUGGAAGACGGGAAAGUCGCCGUUUUCGAGUCCCCCACCGGUACUGUAAGUUUGCCCCCACUGAGCCAUGACCCUGGUGAAUCGGAUGAGAUGCCAUCUCCGGCCAUUGCACGGGAUCAUCCCUGCCAUCUUCCUACUAAGAAAGCCUCCCCGGCCAGGCGCAGGACCUUUCAGGAGACUUUGGACCAAGCAGCAUGCGACGAUGAUGAGCCGGAGUGGAUGGUGGAAUUCGCCAAGAAGGAUUCCCGCCGUGCCAUUGCCGAGAAAAGACAGGAAUUCGAGGCGCGGCUGGCCAAGAUCAAACGCGAAGAAGAGCGCGUGAGACAGGCCCAGCCGACGCAGGAACGACCUCGGAAGAAACAGCGACUGGCGGACCCGGAAUCGCAACAAGGUCACGAUGAGGAGGACCAAUUCGUCCUGGAUGAUUAUGAUAGCGAGUCGGACGAACGAACGAAGCCAAGCGAGCCAGGAGGGGUGGAUGGCCUGUCCGCGAGCACUCUCGCCUUGUUAGAGAAGUUCAGGGGGCACCUCUCGACACAGAGGAAAGACGAGGACGAAGACGAUGACACUGUCAAGAUCUUCUAUUGCUCCCGGACACACUCCCAACUCAGUCAGUUUGCGGGUGAACUGCGUCGAGUGGCGUUUCCUUCGAGUAUCCCCGUGGACCCAGACACAGAUGGCAACGACGAUGACCGGUCGACGCUUGAGGAAGCUGUGAAACACCUCUCUCUUGGCUCCAGGAAGAAUCUGUGUAUCAAUCCCAAGGUCCGAGCCUUGGAUAAUGGCACAGCGAUCAAUGAGCGGUGUUUGGAUCUACAGCAACCGGGCGUGGCCGCUGACAAGAAAUGCUCUUACCUCCCUUCCAAGGAUGACGAAGCCUUACUUCUCCAGUUUCGAGACCAUGCCUUGGCGACAGUGAAGGACAUUGAGGACCUCGGCAAAGUGGGAAAGGAGGUUGGCAUUUGUCCCUACUAUGCGUCGCGGUCUGUCAUCAAGCACAGUGAGAUCGUGACACUCCCCUAUCCACUCUUACUUCAACGGUCUGCCCGCGAGGCCCUCAAUUUGUCCGUCAAGGACCACGUGGUCAUCAUUGAUGAGGCGCACAAUUUGAUGGACGCCAUCGCCGGCAUUCACUCAGUCGCGGUCUCGCUAUCACAGCUGCAAACUGCAAUCACGCAAUUAACCACAUACGCCCGCAAGUUCAAGAACCGGCUCAAGGGGAAGAACAGGAACUAUGUGGCCCAAGUGAUCAGGCUAGUGAGCUCCAUCGCCAGCCACCUCCAGGGGAUCUCUCAGCAAAAGGGGUCCCCAGAAGGCUCGGUUCAAUCAUCCGAUCUCAUGGCGGGCAAGGGCGUGGACCAAAUCAACCCUUACAAGCUAUCUCGGUAUCUGCAAGAGAGCAAGUUGGCUCGGAAAGUUGACGGCUAUGUAGAGUCCUCGCAAGGACCGCAAGGUGCCCGAUCCAGAGACCGAGCAACAGUGCCGGUUCUCUUCCACAUCCAGAGCUUCCUUUUGCCUCUAAUGAACCCGUCGGAAGAAGGCCGGUUAUUCUACCAAAAGGACAAGAACGACGUGCAGUUGAAAUACAUGCUGCUCGAUCCGACCAAUCAUUUCCGGGAGAUUGUCGAAGAUGCCCGAGCUGUGAUUCUGGCUGGUGGCACAAUGUCUCCGAUGUCGGAUUACAUGAACCACUUAUUUUCCUAUGUUUCACCCGAGCGGCUGGGUACGUUCAGCUACGGCCACGUCAUUCCACACGCCAACCUAGUGGCACAAGCCCUCACGAGAGGGCUCAUGGGCACCGAGUUUGACUUUACUUACGAGGCCCGCAACUCCGAGAAGAUGAUAACCGACCUCGGAAGAACGAUAGCAACACUAUGCCAAGUCAUCCCAGACGGCGUAGUCGCAUUUUUCCCCAGCUACGACUAUCUCAGCCAAGUAGUCAGCGUCUGGAAAAAGCCCAUCCCCAACGGCAAUGGCGGCACAACACUGGGCCUCAUCGAACAGAAGAAACAAAUACUCUACGAAUCCCGCGACUGCGCCAUAUCCACAGACACUCUCCUCCAAGAAUACACUUCCGCCGUCGAAACCGGCCAAGGUGCCCUCCUACUCUCCGUGGUGGGCGGCAAGCUCUCCGAAGGGAUCAACUUCUCCGACCGACUGGGCCGUGGUGUAUUCAUAAUUGGGCUACCCUUCCCCAACAUCCGCAGCGCGGUCUGGACCGCCAAGAUCAAGUACAUCGAAGAAAAGACGGCCAAGCAGCACGCCGGGAGCGAAGCUGACAAGAGAGCCGCCGCUGCCGCCGCGGGCCGCGAUUUUUACGAGAAUGCCUGCAUGAGGGCUGUGAAUCAGUGCAUUGGGCGGGCGAUCCGGCAUGUUAAUGACUAUGCGGCUAUUGUGAUGGUUGACCGGCGGUAUGAGACGCCGCGCAUUCAGGGGAAGUUGCCCGGGUGGAUCCAGGGGAGUCUUGUUUCUUCGCCGGCGGCAAGGCCGGCACAGGCUACUGUGCAGCGGUUAUCGAGAUUUUUCGCUGAGAAGGCACAAUGA
Penicillium canariense is the source of this 2622-nucleotide messenger RNA. It is a transcript of the gene chl1, whose product is annotated as DNA helicase. Lineage: Eukaryota; Fungi; Ascomycota; Eurotiomycetes; Eurotiales; Aspergillaceae. Gene Ontology annotation, biological process: establishment of sister chromatid cohesion; nucleobase-containing compound metabolic process. Gene Ontology annotation, cellular component: nucleus. Bases 1 to 2622 code for a protein of 873 amino acids. Gene Ontology annotation, molecular function: DNA binding; DNA helicase activity; ATP binding. The transcript has 8 exons. The record is from RefSeq and is a predicted model, not a curated record.